ACAUUAUACCGCGUCACAUAUUCAAUUGUUUCUUUCAUGUUCCUUUUCCAACUCUUACUAAUAAAACAAUCUCAUCAUAGCCACCAGAAUAAAGUGGAGAGUAGGGAAAACGGUGGGGGUUGGUGACGGUGGUGGGGUUUAAACUACUAAGAAAUGGCUACCCAAUUGAGAGCUCAUUACUAUUACCAUCAAAGCAAUGCCAUGGCAGCAACAACUUUGACAUCAUCACCAUCAAUAUCUUUGAAUUCGUUUUCUCCAUUGUUGUUCAAGGGAUGUAGUUUCAUUGGAAACAAGAAGAUUGCUUCGGAGAGAUCCGUUGGUACAACGAGCUUAAGAAGAAAGCAAGGAAGAGAAUAUGGGGUAGUGGUUGCAUCAAGCAGCAACGUGGCUGCGCCUCUCUGGGAUUCUUGGAAACCUGAGAAGACUUCUUCUGCUCCUUCACUCAGCGACAUCCUUUGGCCUUCUGCAGGGGCGUUUGCGGCAAUGGCGAUAUUGGGAAAAAUGGAUCAAAUCUUAGCACCAAAAGGGAUUUCAAUGACAAUUGCACCUUUAGGGGCUGUGUGUGCCGUCCUGUUUGCCACUCCUUCCUCUCCAGCUGCUCGGAAGUACAAUAUGUUCAUGGCUCAGGUCGGUUGUGCAGCAAUCGGUGUUCUGGCAUUCUCUAUAUUUGGGCCUGGCUGGCUUGCUAGAAGUGCUGCCCUUGCUGCGUCCCUAGCUUUUAUGAUCUAUACACGUUCCACUCAUGCACCAGCUGCAAGUUUGCCAAUUCUGUUCAUUGAUGGAGUUAAGUUGCACCACUUGAAUUUUUGGUAUGCUUUUUUUCCUGGUGCUGCCGGAUGUAUCAUCCUUUCUUUGAUCUGAUGUGCUCUGUGUUGUCUGUGACCUGCUGCAGCAAGAAGUGGUUUGUUACUUGAAGGACAAUUUCAAAUUUUGAUCUCUAAAGAACCGAGUCACAAGCAAGCUCAUAGAAUUGUAUGGCCUCAAUCCCAUACGAUUUUCACACUGCAUAUUGAAAGGUAACCUGGCAGCUUGUCAGCAUUGUUUAUAUGCUUCUUCCAAAAGUUCACAAAAGAAAAGAAGAAAGGCUUGGCCUGGCACCACGUGCAACUUACAAUGCUAUCUGCUUUUACAAUGAUUGCAAUGUAUGUUAGCAGGAAAGCCGAGAUUCUGAUCAUAAGUGUGUUUUCUCCCAGAAAAUCACAAAAUACAGGAAACCAUACCAUGAGAAGAAUUGUUAUUCUCUAUUUUACUCCUUAAAAUGUUUAUCAGUUUCUCUGAAUUUCUAAUGACAAAUGAGCUACCCUUCAGCAAAA
Molecule: messenger RNA, 1313 nt
Organism: Theobroma umbraticum
Lineage: Eukaryota; Viridiplantae; Streptophyta; Magnoliopsida; Malvales; Malvaceae
Product: Integral membrane HPP family protein
Source: RefSeq, a predicted model, not a curated record